CGUAUUUCAAAAUAAGUACACUUUGUUCAUGUAGGCAUAAGACAGUGUUUUUCUAUUCAUGUGUGGUUCGAGACACAAUCGCUUUUAAUUAUACAAAUAAUAUUAUAUUACUAGCAAAUAUUUUAAUCAAAGACUUUAAAAUUUUCAUCGAAUAUGGCACAAAACAUAAGUCCAGAUCGUUCACAAUCAUCAAAUUUAUCAAAGCAAAACGAAGAAGCUGUACAAAUCAAAGAUAAUCAUGCAGUAAGCAAAAGAUUACAAAAAGAAUUGAUGCUUUUGAUGAUGUCGUCUGAAAAAGGCAUAUCGGCAUUUCCUGAUGGUGAUAACAUAUUCCGUUGGAUAGGUACCAUCAGCGGUCCACCAGAUACAUGCUAUGCUGGUCACAAAUACAAACUGCAAUUAGAAUUCCCAAAUUCUUAUCCAUAUUCCGCACCAGUAGUUAAAUUCAUCACACCAUGCUUUCAUCCAAACAUUGAUUUGUCGGGAGCAAUUUGUUUGGAUAUUUUGAAGGAUAAAUGGUCAGCACUCUACGAUGUUCGAACAAUUUUACUAUCAAUCCAAUCACUCUUGGGCGAACCGAAUAACGAAAGUCCAUUGAACGCUCAUGCUUCAUUACUUUGGAAUAAUCAAACAGAAUUUAAAAAAUACCUCGAUGAAUUCUACGAAAAGAACAAAGAAGAAGCUUAAAAGAAAUACCAAUAGCCAGUUAAUGACAAGCAAAAAAAAAAAAACAAUAAACAAAACA
This is a messenger RNA of Contarinia nasturtii (swede midge), 745 nucleotides long. It is a transcript of the gene vih, whose product is annotated as ubiquitin-conjugating enzyme E2 C. The record is from RefSeq and is a predicted model, not a curated record. Lineage: Eukaryota; Metazoa; Arthropoda; Insecta; Diptera; Cecidomyiidae. The coding region runs from base 154 to 687 and encodes 177 amino acids. The transcript is spliced from 2 exons.